GGCCGUUUUUUUGGGGUGGGGGGUGGGGUCCUGUUUAUAAUAUUGAAACAUGUACGGUAGAGAAAUAAGGAUUUCACUUUGCUCCAGCAAUGAACAUCUGCCAGAAGUAACGAGGAAACGGGUAACGUUCGCCGAACAGGGCUGCAAAGGGCAGGAUUUCAUUCGAGCCAAGCAGAUCUCAGCAACAAGGUCAUCAGGACAUUGCUACCCACAGAGUAACAGAUACACUGACCACACAACCAUAAUCAAGAGCCAAGAGACAUUGCAUUCUAAAGCCAUGCAGCUGUCUGGCACACCCCAACUGAAAACUAUACACAUUCCCAAGUCAAUGAAGACUGCCCCCUUUCUGCAGCACCCAGACUUGACUACAGGACAGAAGAGGUAUCUGUGCAGCAUUGCCAACGUCUACAGCACAGAACACAUGCGCACACAGAUAAGGAGGCAGUAUCUGAACAUGCUGCAGCACUGCAUGCAAACAGGCUCCAUCAUGUCAUGUGAAAAUUCGAACUCCAGUGCCAAAGUGCUGCUCCACCAGCAGACCCUGUCCCAAGUGGGCAAGAGGACUGAACCUCUCCGAAAUAACAAGCCCAUACCAGGAGGGCACAGACAAACCCACACUGGGAACAUUGUUCUCCCUAGUAUAAUAGAUGGAGGACACAGGGUGCAGUCCAGCAUGCCAGCCUCCAACCAGAGAAGAACCAGCAAAGCAAAGACAAAGACAGGGACACAAAAGGAAGAAAGAUACCAAGAUUAAACUUGACCGUGUAAGAAAGGAGCAAAAGCCUGGAGAGGAGUCGUUGUUGCAAACCAUAAGCUCUUUAUCUAUUGAAGUGGAGCAGGGAAAAUCCGACAGCCUGUCAGCGGAAUUCUACAAUUACAAAUCAACAUAGCCACACUGAUAAAGCUCAUUGACAGAAAGCGGUCGUUUUAUUGUGAGUGCACGGCAGUACUGAUGUCUUUUAUUCAUAUUUUUUUUUGUAUUCAUCCGCUUGGUGAAAGUAGUUCCUUAAAAGUUCCUUCAUUUCCUUUGUUCUCCUAAAUAGCGAGUAGGGAUAUUACUUCAUGUCAAUGAUAGUUAGAUUUCAAGACCCCUAUCAGAUUGUUAAAUAGAUUAGAAUACAGUAAUAUAGCUCUUCAGAAUGCACUGGAUCCACUUCCAAUGAACUGUUUUACUUAGUGGUUCUGUGCAUUGUCCUCAAGUGCAAUUGGGGCAUUAAGUGGUUUCUUCCACUGUGAUCCCACUUAUCAAGCUGCAGCCCCAAGGGAUCUCAAGAGGUAGCCAUCACAUGUAAAUCAUCCAGUAUUUCAUUACUUAAAUGAGUUUGCUUUCGCGUGAUUAGUGGAUGACAGAAUGAUCACAGACUAGGUUUGCUGUAAAAAUGCUAGGUGUGCUCCAGAGUUGAAGAGUGGAGACAUUCAUAGUGUGUGUUUAUUAUAUGCAUACGGGCAACAAGGACUACAAAAAGUAUAUGUAAAAUGAACAAACAAGCCGGUUGUAAUUAGCUUAAAAUACACUGUGUGUCUGAAUUGUCAAUACAGGAGCCUGUUGAAUUUAAUCAAAUCCACAGCAAAAAUAAAUCUUGUAUGUGGAUUUUUUUUUUUUUUUUUUUAGCACUACCUGCCCAUGCAACAAUCUUCCACAUUUCCCAGUGUGCUGUGCAGGUGGGACUGGGAGAUAACAAGGCAGUGCUGUACUUGGAAUUGACAAUACUUCUUAAACACAGUUAAACCAUAGCUUUUAAAAUGAAAAACAACAAAACAAACAUGAAUGAGGUUUUAUUACAACAUCGGUACAUUGGGCAAAUGAAGUCCUCUAAUGUUCCAUGCGGCAUUUCUAAACUACCAUAUAUCUUUUCAGUAAUGGGAUUUAAAAGAGAAUAUUUACAGGACUACGCUUAAAAAAAAAAAAAAAAAAAAAAGUAAGUCUUAGACAUGCUUUUUUUUUUUUUUUUUUU
Messenger RNA from Polyodon spathula (Mississippi paddlefish), 1955 nucleotides. Its product is annotated as protein FAM216A-like. NCBI's taxonomy places the organism in Eukaryota, Metazoa, Chordata, Actinopteri, Acipenseriformes, Polyodontidae. The coding region runs from base 50 to 754 and encodes 234 amino acids. The record is from RefSeq and is a predicted model, not a curated record. The transcript has 7 exons.